Trichoderma reesei QM6a is the source of this 723-nucleotide messenger RNA. RefSeq lists its product as uncharacterized. Gene Ontology annotation, cellular component: endoplasmic reticulum; membrane. Gene Ontology annotation, biological process: sterol metabolic process. The record is from RefSeq and is a predicted model, not a curated record. The transcript is spliced from 3 exons. Gene Ontology annotation, molecular function: cholestenol delta-isomerase activity. The annotation marks the transcript as partial. Lineage: Eukaryota; Fungi; Ascomycota; Sordariomycetes; Hypocreales; Hypocreaceae.
UCCUCCUCCUCCUCCGCCCUCCCCCCGGACCUCUUCGACAAAACAACCCUCAUCUCCCUCGCAUCGACCCUCGCCAUCGUCCUCAUCGCCUACCUCGCCUCCCGCAUCGCCCUCCCGCGCUCCUCCACCACCACCACCACCACCAUCCGCUUCCUCUUCAUCUGGCACCUCGCCGACGCGCUCUGCCACUUCCUCCUCGAAGGCAGCUUCCUCUACCACUGCUUCUUCUCGUCCAUCCCCGUCGCCGAGGCCCGCCGCCGCGGCAUCCUCGCCGACCUCGUGCCCACGCCGUAUAACUUCCUCGGCCGCGAGGACGGCGCCAUCUACGGCCCGCAGAGCGGCGGGGACAAUCCCUUUGCGCAGCUCUGGAUGGUCUAUGCGAGGGCCGAUCGACGAUGGGCUGGGGCUGAUUUGGGCGUCAUCAGUCUGGAGCUUCUAACAGUCUUCUUCGACGGCCCCCUCGCAGUAUACAUCUGCUACCUCCUCGCAAAGGGAAACCCCAAGGCCAGCAUCUGGAUGAUUGUCCUCGCCACAUGCGAACUCUACGGAGGCUUCAUGACCUUUUGCCCCGAGUGGCUCACCGGCAACAUCAACCUCGACGGCAGCAACUUCAUGUACCUCUGGGUGUACCUCGUCUUCUUCAACAUGCUGUGGGUGUUUAUCCCGCUGUUUGCCAUUGCCUACUCCAUCGGCGACAUUUCGAAUGCGUUUGCUGUGCGCGAG